AUCCAACUAUUUAUUGAUAAUGUCAAAUCGUGGAGAGGAUCGAACCAAAAAAUCCGACAGAAGUCCGUUCUCCGUGGACUGGUUGAAUUCCUGUUAUCAACAGACACUUCUUCCAGAUGCACCAUGGCAUGGGAUGGAGGAUAAGAUUUCCCAGUCAUUGGCUAGUAAGGUGGAAAAACAGUUUGGUAAGCCAGAGAGGAAGGAGGCAUUGUUGCAGAUCCUGGGGGAGCUGUUUGUAGAAAAGUACCUCCCUAAAGCAUCCAGGAACCCACAGAUACUGGAACUCCCUAAUAUGUCUCCUGUGGAGAAACAGAAAAUCAUGAAGGAGGCCAGUGCUUAUUUGAACAGCCAGAUGUACAAGUGUGUCAAGGAAAAGGGCUUGAAUGUCAUGUUGGGUAAAAACCUUAACACAAGUUCAACCCAGCCCAGUGAUUAUGAACAGUUCUUACAGCACACCUACAACAUAUUCCUGAGAGGUAUGGAGAGGGAAGAGUACAGACAGGAAAAUGAACUCGCAAAACAAAAGUUGGAUGAUAUAAAGCUGGAGAACAAGCUGAACAGAAUGCUGAAGAUUCCUGCACCUAGUCGUAUCAAACCAGCUACUGCUGUGUCCUCAGUGUCGUCUGCUCCGUCCGAUAAACCGAAUUCAGCAACAAUACGAACCAUGGUGCAUAAAGUAGAGGGUGACCCACCACCCCUCUGGGGACCCCAGAGUGAUCUAAUUGGUCGGGCUGUUCAGGCCAUUCUGCAGAGGGACCCUAGGAAAUUUGAGUAUGUGGCUGGCAAAAUGCAUGGGCGUCAACUGCCUGGCUCUCUCAGGACAUUUAUGUGGUCCGAUGUACUCUUCCGAGAAGAAAGGAAAAAAAUGCCUGAAGCGAAUUUAGAGAAAAUAAUUCGAGAGAGAUUCGCAAAAGCAGUCAGCAGAGGCGUGCAAGAAUUAAGAGUCACAAGGGCUACAAACUCCCCUAUUGCAGGCUUGGUUGAAACAGCAGUCAUAGAGACGUAUCACAAGACAACCAGUAUGGUGGCCUUUAAGUCCACAGAGCACAUGCGGGAGGCAUCACGAGUGCUGAAUAUUUUGUAUGUGUAUGACAGAACUUAUGAACCAUACCUAGUUCACUGGCUGUUCCCCUUACAGAUAGCCUUCCAAAAUUCCUCAGAGAAAACUACAGAAAAAGGGGAGCAUGUGUAUGAGGUGGCUAUGUAUCUUGACUUAUUGAACUCCAGUUGUUUUCCCACCUGGCCACAGGUGUUUGCCAUUGCUGAACAGGUGAUGAUGACAUUGAGCUUGUCUGACCCUGACCUUUACACUCAUUUGAAAUCCAUUGCUAAGACAAACAUGAAGGUCAAUAAAAAGGAGUUUUUGAUGCACCUGAUCAGUUCAGAGAAGGCCAAGGCUGAGGAGCUGUUGAAAGCCACCCCUGGGAGUAAGAGAGAGGAAUACAUGUCCAAUGAAUUGUUAGCAGAUCCACUGGUCUUCAUCAGGAGGUGGAUCGGAGAGGGCUUUGUGAGUGUGCUGGACACACCAGCUGUGAUGUAUAUCUGGGAUCAGUGUUUCAUGCAAGGCUGGCAGCCGAGUGUCCUAAAACACACCAGUCUGGCCAUAUUGGAGCUGCUCAGGGAAAAGUUCAUGAACGCUCGUGAUUACUCGCAAAUGAAAGAGGUUUUCCUACGAGACUGCUGUAAGCUCUACACAGUUGACGUACAGAUGGCCUGGAUCCAUUUGGAAAAUGGGAAAGAUCUCUUGGAAAUUCCAUACCUGAACAGACAAAGACCAAGUACACCUGGGUCAAGGAUGUCACAGGUUCAAAGUGCCCCGCCCACUCCAGGUAUCCCAGGAUUCCUCAAUCCAUGUGGGGUUAAAGACAUCAUCCUUCGCCUCAUCAUUCCUUCAGAGGUGGUGGAAAGGGAGCAGUGGUUAACAAAUGUGGAUGCUGAUGGCCUACAGAUCCACGUUCACGCUUACUUUGGAAGUGUAAAGCUCCGAUCACGUCUCUCCAUGGGAAAAGCUGUCACUACAUCUGUAACCAAGGACAAUUACGGAAACACUAUAUACGAGGUCCACUUCUAUGAGGACAAGUUUGUAUUCGAUAACCUCGACAUUUCUGAACUUGAUGUAGAAAGAGAGUUGGGUGCCUUUCCGUAUGCCAUUGUUCGUGUGGAGUACCGAAAGCCAGGUCCUGAGGCAUUCAGAAUCAGUGUGCCUCUGGGUUGGGCACGGAUCCCAUUGUUCCAGCGUGCCUCACGAGGAGGAAGGUCGUCGGCGGACUCCCUGGCUAAUGUGGAGUGGUCCCUACAGGACGGAGACUUUGUGUUCACAAUCCAUCCCGGAGCUCUACCCCAGAAUCUGAUUUCUUCUGACCCAGUCACCCCUCCACCCGAAGAUCAGCAAGAGGACACUGUUCUGGGAUACAACUCGGAGUUGGUUGCUAUUGUGUAUGAUCCUCGACGGGAACCUGAGGGCAGGGCCAGACCUGUCGGAGUGACCCCUAUUCCCACACUGCCUGCUGGGUCCACACAAAUUCCACCUCUUGCUACCCACUCUCCUAGGCACAGUCCGGUUCAGAGGAAAAGUCCCAGACCCAAGCCAGCCCCUAGAAGGACCCCUGUCCAGAAGACUCCACAACCCCAGCAGACUGAUGAGCCCUGGGUGGAGCCAGAUUCCACUGCCAUGGCCAGUAAUCCCAUGCCCACAGGUCUGUCGGAGGCGUUUGACUUUUACAUCGACAGUGUUCGCUUCAUUCCUGACAACUCUUCUAUGAUUAAGGUGACGGGGUUAAUCAAAACUGCUAAUGAUGCCAAGCUUCUUCUGGCCUUACCUAUGUUGACCAGCCAAGCCAGAUCCCCCCAAUUUGAAUUUAAGCUGACAGUUAAUGAACAGAACAAGAAGAUGGAUGCUGACAUGGUGAUUUUUCUCAGGGUGUACACAGAGAAUGUGCUCACAGAUAAAGUCUCUGUCAUCGGUAGCUGUUUCGUUCCUGUGUUCAAGGAAGGAAAGUUAAAUGUUGGGGGUCAGCAGCUGAGAUUGAGGAAUGGCAUUCCUCCCACCAAGACAAAGAAUGUAGCCACAGACCUGGACAGCUUUCCUGCCGUGCCAGCCUGUUCUAUCCUAGUCAGACUGUUACCAACACAGCAGGGAGUAGUUCCAAUACCGCCCUAUUCCUCGGGUUACUAUUUCUCGGAGCCAGCUCGUCCCACUGUUUCUGAACAGAGAGUAUUCAGCAGCUAUAAGGAGCAUUAUAAUUAUCCCCAGAAUGUGAGGGAGAUGAUCCAGAGGAUACAGCAGUCAAAUGAGGUCCCAGUGGAUGAAAAUGAUGAUGACUUAUUGAAAUAUCUGCAAAGCCAGUUGGACAUCAAGAGACUUGGACCCAAAGUUGUGGCGAACAAUCUGCCUCUCUCCAACAUGGUUCGAUAUAGGGUCAAGAUGGGACUCAACGCCAAGGUUGUCCAGGCCUACGGUCUUCCAGAUGGGUACUAUGUCCAGUGCUUUGUACGAGUUUCCCCUGGGGAAAAAGUUCUGACAAUGGAAGAGACUCCAGAGGGUUAUGGAAAGGAGGAAAAAUUUGUGACCCUGAAGCAUGACUACGAUAGCUUUCAAACUGCUCCCAAGUUUCGUGAUGAUCCCAAAUCGAUGCACCCGUUUUAUGACAAUUAUUCGUGUCUGAUUAUCCAAAUCUUUGGAUUGGACCUAAUUUACCGCAUGAAACCAGAGCAUGAUGAACCAGGAACAGUGCACUCCAUUAAGAAUGGGGAGCUGGCUUUGGGAGAUGAACAGAUUCUGGCAUGGACUGUGGUCCCCAUGUUUGAAGGAAACUGUGUAGCCUCUGGAACACAUGAAGUUCCUCUCUUCAAAGGAAAGCCACCUGCUGGUAUUUUGGAAGAGUUUAGUCAAAGGAGUGCCAAAAAUGUCAUUCAAACGUGGAAGUGGGAGAAAACACAGAAGAUGCCCAAUGCUAGUAUGACUGUGUUACUGUGGGAUGGACAUUUUGAGCUAGAGGAAUUGCCUGAGAAAUCUACCUUUAAUUACUUAUUGGAGGCUGCAGGCACUCAGUCCACAUAUCAGCAGGGGAGGAAACCGCCACCAAAAACUGCCAAGAAGAUCUCAAACUUUGUGGUGGAUAAUCUAGAACAAAAGCACAAGAAGCUUGGGACCAACAGUUCAGUGUACACCACCGAACAGAAAUAUUUUGAUGAUCUUAUCACAAAAACCUUCUACAAUCUCAUGGAGGAUGCCUUGAUGAAUGCGGGUUAUGGUCCACUGUAGAACCUGGAACAAUGGGUAACCAAUACCUUAUGAGUUCAAAUAGAACCAUGCAGACCCUGCCAAAUUGUUGUCUUUUCACAGCAUUUCCAGAGCUUUGUGUGCCUGUGUUAGAGCACCCAUUUCACUAAUUUGGAAGUGGAGCUUUUUCAUAUCUGUUAAAGAAAUCACCAGUGAUUUUGCAAAUCCAUAAUUCCUCGAAUUUAUCCAAACUGUUUUAAUAGACGGAUUAGGUAUCAGAAACUAGCUAAUGAUAGGGAAAAAAAAAGAUUUAUCAUACCAGUAGAGGAGGAUAUAAUUUCAUUGAUCAAAAAGAUAUCUUUUAUAUUUUUUUAUAUUGAUGAAUGAUGUGGGUGGUAUUUGUAUCCCCCCUUUCUUCUCUUAAACUGAUUUUUAGAUUUAAUUGCAUGGGAACACCAAAUUGGAAACAAUUUGACUUUUCUGAAAAUAAGUAUAAAGGUGUCGGAAACAUAUAUUUCAGAUUUGAACACAAAAGGAUAAAAUUGCCCCUGGUACAAUUUAUUUUUUACAUACAGGUGAAUGUAAAAGAAAUAGAUUUGUAUGUAGAAUAAGAUAUAUACAUGAUUGUAAAUACUGUGGAGGACAAGAUCUUCUGUUCUAGACAUAUCUUGAAUUAUCUGUAUGAAUUCUGUCUAUCAUGACUGGUGCAAUUAUAUGUAAUCACUAUUGUCAGUUUUAGUUGUAUCGGUUGUGAUUAUUAGUUUUUACAGAGAUUAACAUUUUAAUAAAAUUGUUUACACACA
Ostrea edulis (European flat oyster) is the source of this 5025-nucleotide messenger RNA. RefSeq lists its product as uncharacterized. NCBI's taxonomy places the organism in Eukaryota, Metazoa, Mollusca, Bivalvia, Ostreida, Ostreidae. The record is from RefSeq and is a predicted model, not a curated record. The transcript has 27 exons. Bases 20 to 4264 code for a protein of 1414 amino acids.